This is a messenger RNA of Trichophyton benhamiae CBS 112371, 495 nucleotides long. RefSeq lists its product as uncharacterized. The transcript is spliced from 2 exons. The coding region runs from base 1 to 495 and encodes 164 amino acids. NCBI's taxonomy places the organism in Eukaryota, Fungi, Ascomycota, Eurotiomycetes, Onygenales, Arthrodermataceae. The record is from RefSeq and is a predicted model, not a curated record.
AUGGGUAUCGCUGGAAGCAGACGUAUAGAUCACCACUACGGCAGAGAGAAACACAAGCAAAAGGGAGACACAGUAUUAUAUAUGUGGCAUCUGAGAGACCAUUCGUAUCCGCCCUUCCAGAUGUUGCGCAUUCUAGACGAAGAUAGUGGCACCGAGAGCGGCAGCAAUGACUGCGUUGCUGACGACGAUGGAGGCAGCGGCGUUUCUAUUGACAGCUCGUUAGCCAUUGAGACCAGAAGACAAAGAAGAAGUGCAAGGGAAAAGAAAGCAGUCUUACUGGGUGUUGUUGUGGGAACCGCCGUGGCUACCACCAUGACUGCCCUUCUUGCGCUUCUCAAGGACAGGAUGUCCCUCGGCCAAAUGCUUGACAGGCUCAGCAACCUUGGCUGCGGCGUCCUGGACGCUAUUCUCGGGCUCGUUGGGCAUGGCAGCGACCAUGGAAGCCAGGAGGAAGACGGCUCCGGUAACGGCAGAGAACUUCAUGUUGGCGGUUGA